UACACCAAUCAAUGGAAAGAGCUGAUGAUGUCUGCUCUGUCAUGUGAUCUGUUGUGUCCAAUCCCAGCUGAUCGCAUGGGACAUGUACACUGAUCAUCAGGGCACUGAUGAUCAGUGUGCCCUGAUGAUCAGUGUAGCCCCAUCAGUGUCACCUGUCAGUGUCCAACGCCACCUGUUAGUGCCCAUCAAUGCCACAUGUCACGGCCUACCAGUGCACAUCAAUGCCACAUAUCAGUACCCAUAUGAGCUGUCUUUCAGUGCCAUCUAUCAGUGACAGUCAGUGCCACCUAUCAGUGCUGCCAGUGCCACCUAACAGUGCCAUAUAUGAGUG
Molecule: messenger RNA, 331 nt
Organism: Staurois parvus
Lineage: Eukaryota; Metazoa; Chordata; Amphibia; Anura; Ranidae
Source: the annotation of a GenBank genome assembly